Onthophagus taurus is the source of this 976-nucleotide messenger RNA. RefSeq lists its product as uncharacterized. The record is from RefSeq and is a predicted model, not a curated record. Gene Ontology annotation, molecular function: structural constituent of chitin-based larval cuticle. Gene Ontology annotation, cellular component: chitin-based extracellular matrix. Lineage: Eukaryota; Metazoa; Arthropoda; Insecta; Coleoptera; Scarabaeidae.
GCAACAGUUUUGCGAGUACUGGUCAUCAAAAAAUCAGCAGCGCGAAAAAUGUUGAAAUCAAUCAUUUCAAGCCUUUUCAUUUUCGGGGUAGUCUUCGGAAGACCAUCUGAGGAGAAAGUAACCUUGAAACUUGAAGUUCCCGAAGUUUCCGAUAAAAUAGUUCAAUUUCAACAACACGCAGAUGGACAGUACAGCUAUACUUAUGCAAAUCCGUUAUCUUCGAAAUCUGAAGUAAGAUCUUUAGAUGGAACAACGAACGGUGUUUAUAAAUAUCUCGAUUCAGACGGAAAAAUACAAUCUGUUGAAUAUUCAUCGGAUGAGAAUGGAUUUCAAGUAAAAUCGGCAACGAAUCUUCCCGAAGCACCGAAAGUACCUGAAUUACCGAAAUUAGAAGCACCUCUCCCGGUUAGUGACACCCCUGAAGUGGCCGAAGCUAGAUCAAAACAUUUAGAAGCAUUGAAAUUGGCUGAAAAAUCCGGCGGUGAGGGACCAAGUGAGAUUGAAACAACAGUGGUAAAUCCCGCACCUAUUUUAUCACAUCCUAUUAGCUUUUAUGGAGUCCCUCCAAGUAACGUUCAGGUUCUUCCAUUUUCUGCAACUCCAUUAGUAACGUUAAACUACCAAAUUCCUGGAGCUUCCUUCAGUUAUGCUACAUACCAAGCGCCAAUUUUACCAAAUGGAUUUGCUUUUCAACUAAUUGGAAGUAACGGAGCUGUUUACCCACAAGGUGUACAAGAAAAUUUGGUUAAAGAAGAGGCUGAAGAUACCGUUACCAUCGAAGCAAAAAACGUUAAAGAAGAAGUGCCCGAAAAGAAAGAAUAAAGUCCAAAAUGACAUCGUAAAAAUAAGCUUUUAAUUUUUGAUUUUUAUUUUCUUUGGGAAUGUUGUAAAUAAGGUUUUGUUUUUGAAACCGAUUUGAAAUCUAAACCAAAAGUUGUAAUUAUUAAAAAUAAAUUUCACUACAACAAAAAAAAAA